GUUCAUUCCUCCCCAAUAGCAUACAUCAAAUCCCUUUAAAACAACCAAGCCACUAACAUAUCAUCCCUACGAUACGAAUAUGACUACUUCAGGACAGAAAGACCAAAAUAAAUCUGGGAAGGGGAUGAGAGGGUUCGACCUUGGUAGUGUUGACGCUCUGCCAAAUGUUGAUCUCGCCAGCGGUAUUUUUGAAGCACCCGGUGCGAUUUCCGAACCUGGGGUUGGAAAAGGUAGUACCGGUGAUUCGAAAAGAUCUGGAGGCGGGAGUGGUGGCGGUGGUAGUUCUGAUCACAAGCUUAAAGAUACCGCAGGCGCUGGGGCUAUGAUUUUGUAAGAAGAUUCCUGGAAGGUGGGCUGGUCGCUUGUGUCUGAAUAGAAGCUAAGAAAUUUCUCAUCGUAGAAUCUUGUCCUGAUGACGAGUAAACCUUCCAUCCGGAUACGCUAUCACUAACCAUAAAAGUUUGGCUGCC
Molecule: messenger RNA, 470 nt
Organism: Annulohypoxylon truncatum
Lineage: Eukaryota; Fungi; Ascomycota; Sordariomycetes; Xylariales; Hypoxylaceae
Exons: 3
Coding region: 80-334 (84 amino acids)
Source: RefSeq, a predicted model, not a curated record